AUGGCCGCCCAGUGGCCCCCGAGAUCGCCCCGCGAAGCCCUCCUCAGCACUCCCGGCGGACGAGAAAAACUGCGUCGCUUGGCUGACCGCUCCUCUCCCUCACCAUCACCCUCCAAACUCCGAAACUCGCGAUCGCAACCAUCCUUGGGAAUGGGCGAACAACCAAUGUACGACGGCGCAAUGGACCUGGACGACGAGGAGGAGGAUGAGGAGAUGUUGCAGCUCAAGCUUCAGGCGAUCCAGGCAAAGCUGAAGCUGAAGAAGCUCCAGGCGGCAAGGGCACACAAAAAAGCGUCUUCCCUGUCAGAACCUGGGCCACAAAAUGGAGGAGCAGUUGGAGCAGGCGUUACGAGAGAGAUUCCCUUUCAGUCAAGACUGGCAUUGGCCCGGGAAAGGAUAGAAAGACCACCAACACAAGCCCCUGUUGAAGUUCCAGCCUCUCCAGUCCGGAAGUCGGCGACAAUGUCGAAUCUGGACGCCUCUCCGAAACGAGUUCUGCUAGGCAUUGACAAGGGACGAAAAGCAACCGAGAUGUCACUGAAGCGACCGGCAAGUCAGAGGCAGUUGGGAACCAACAACCACCAGCAGACCCAGAGCGGGAGCGGCAUGUCCAACUUUCCCCGGCGCGCGAAAUCACCAGAAGCCGCCCGCCCUCUCAGUUUCAACGAGCGUCUUGCUUCAGCCAGGACAGAGGAAGCCGCCCGUCAGGAACAAGCGAAGAGAGUCCAAAAAGCGAGGAGCACAGCGUUCAGCAUUGGCAGGCAGGAAAUGGAGGAGUAUAAAGCCAAAGCGGAGGACUUGCCAGAGGUGCCGUAUAAGCCGGAUGAGCUCUCGCGAGAUCAGCUGUUGUCUGCGCUUGGGAGAACAAACAGCACUGCCACUGCGCCUACCGGUGCACCGACGGGAUACCUGAGGAGAAGUCGGACUGCUUCUGACUUGCGCAACACCAUCACCACGAAGAACCCAAAUGCGGACUCGUCAGACUUGUUUCUUGGCCCGUCAUCAGUCAGCUCGUCGUUUUCUGCCCCGGCGAACAACAACAACAACAACGCGAGUGACUCGUCUUUCGAGAUCUUUUCUAGCUUUCACCUCUCUAAACGGAUAUUACCCCACCCUGUUUUGGCGAGGGCGGUUUCGUCAAAGAAGAUAUACCAGCUUAAAGACCUACUCAAGCACGUCAAGGCCCCUGAUUGGAGUCUGCCGGAUGUAGAGUCGGAUAUUGUCGUGUUUGCGAUUUUGGCAUCGAAAUCCGACCCGAGGUCUCACCGGCCCGGACCGAGCGGGACGCAGUCUGAUAGGGGGAAGUACAUGGUGCUCACGCUGGUUGAUUUGCAGUUUGAGGUCGAGCUGUUUCUCUUCAACAGCGGGUUUGACCGGUUCUACAAACUGACGCCCGGGACGGUGGUGGCGAUUCUGAACCCGAGUGUUUUGCCGCCGCCGAAGGGGAGGGAGGAUACGGGGAGGUUUGGGCUGGUGAUUAAUAGUGAUGAGGAUACGAUCUUGGAGGUGGGGAAGGCGAGGGAUUUGGGGUACUGCAAGUCGGUGAAGAAGGAUGGGCAGCUUUGUAAUGGGUGGGUGAAUGGGAGGAGGACGGAGUAUUGUGAGUUUCAUACGAACGAGGCGGUUAGGAAGGCUAGGGGGGGGAGGAUGGAGUUGAACAAUACUGUUGGGAGCGGGAUGGAUGGGGCGAAGAAGGCUAAUUCGAGGGAGUGGUAUGGGAAGAAGGAAAAGGAUGUGAACCAGGGGUAUGAUAGGUUUACGGGGACGAAGUAUUUUGUCAGUAGGGGGACGGCGGAUGGGGAUGAUGGGGAUGAGAUGGGGAUGGCGGAUCGGGUGGAGAGGCAGGAGGCGCUGAAGAGGAGGUUGUUGAAGAGGGAGAAGGAGAGGGAUAUUGCGAGGCAGUUGGGGAGUUGGGGGGGUGGGGCGGGGAAGGAUUACAUGAGUAGGGCCGCUGGAAAGGGGGGGCAAGGAGGGGGGAGUUUUACUAGUUCGACUGUUGGGUCUUCACAAACACAACCGCAGACGGGGAGCUCGGUGAAUGGGAGUGGGAGCUUUGGGUCGACGGUGGGGACGAGUUUUGGGAGUUUGGAUGGGGGGGCUGUGAUGGGGAGUCAGCAGAGGGAGAGGAGGUAUGAUGCUGCCGCGUUGGGGUUGACGGGGAGGAGAGGGCAGGACGCGCCGAAGGUGGAGCUGGGUCCUGUCAAGAGGAAGAGACCGGUGUCUUCGGCCAGUAGCUCGACGGUUAGUACUAUGAGUGCGAGUGUCCAGGGGGUGGCGGAGAAGGCACAGCCAAAGGUGGCGUUGGGAUGGGGAUCGGGGUUGACGACGAAGUUAGGGAGGAUGAGGGAGGGGGAACGCCUAGAUGGGAGAAAAAUGGAAGUGGAAAGGUUGAUUGCUGCUUCCAGGGCAGCGAGAGACGACAAAUCCCCAGUCAGAAAAAAGACGAGAUUUGUAACGGAGAAGGGGAUACGAGAGGCGGGGAGGGAUAGUUUAGGAGAAGGGUGGGGGGUUUCGGUUGGCAGUGGGACGGCUUUGCCAGCGGCGAGUGUGUUGAGCAGGAGCAGGAGGCGGGUGAUGUUGGAUGAUGAUGAUGACGAUGAUUUGAUUAUUGUCAAGUGA
Podospora anserina S mat+ is the source of this 2619-nucleotide messenger RNA. RefSeq lists its product as uncharacterized. Gene Ontology annotation, molecular function: DNA replication origin binding; single-stranded DNA binding. Gene Ontology annotation, biological process: DNA replication; DNA replication initiation. Gene Ontology annotation, cellular component: nucleus; replication fork protection complex. NCBI's taxonomy places the organism in Eukaryota, Fungi, Ascomycota, Sordariomycetes, Sordariales, Podosporaceae. The transcript has a single exon. Bases 1 to 2619 code for a protein of 872 amino acids. The record is from RefSeq and is a predicted model, not a curated record.